AUGGACGCCGAGAUUCAGGCGCAGAUCCCCGGCUUGGAUCAUGUAAUUUCAGAGUACUCAGUGGGCUACCUGACCCAUGCCUCCAGAGCCUACGUCGAAGAUGCCGACCCAAACGCACCAUCGCCUCUGUCUGAAGCUGCUGACGCUGUGACCGAACUGCUCAUUUCGGCAUCGGGAGACUUUUCGCCAGAAAAUGAAAAAGCGAUCCGCAACCUGGUGGAAAAGUUCAUCAACUCUCUGAGUGCUGCUGAUGGCGUGGAUGCGGAGCGAAGACAAAUACCCUUUGCGGCUAAGAAGCUCGACCAAGCAAUCAAUGUGGGAUCGCAGCGGAACAUGUCCUCGACACUCGGACUGGCUGGCGGAGGCGUCGAUCUAGAGUCUGCAAAUACCAGGAAGGUGGAAUCUCGUGUGGAUCGGAAGAAGCUUGAGAAGGCGGAAAAGAAGAUUCGCGCGAAGCAGGAGAAGAAGGUCAUGAAGAACGUGGAAUAUGAGGCAUCUCGACUGCUCAACGAGCCUGAUUCGACGCAAUCCUAUGAAGAGUUCUACAUGGCUGUCAACCCUCUGCAAAUGGGCGCGGACUCGCAGUCCAAGAGCAAGGACAUCAAGGUGGACGGAAUCGACAUCUCUAUUGGUGGCUUGCGGAUAUUGACGGAUACUUCUUUGACACUGGCUUACGGUCAUCGCUACGGUCUGGUUGGUCAGAACGGUAUCGGAAAGAGUACUCUGCUGCGUGCUUUGAGUCGCAGAGAAGUUGCUAUUCCGACCCAUAUCUCUAUCCUCCACGUGGAGCAGGAGAUUCGCGGAGACGAUACUCCCGCAUUGCAAGCUGUGCUGGAUGCCGAUGUCUGGCGAAAACAUCUACUCCAGGAGCAGGAGAAAAUCUCCAAGGAGCUGGCGGCUAUUGAUGAGGAGAGAGCAUCGUUGGCGGAUACCUCCAAGGAUGCGGCUAAGCUUGACCACCAGCGUGAGGGUCUCGACAUUACUCUGAGCGACAUUCACACGAAGCUCGCGGAGAUGGAAUCAGACAAGGCCGAGUCUCGAGCUGCCAGCAUUCUCGCUGGUCUCGGUUUCUCUCCCGAAAGACAGCAGUUUGCUACGAAGACCUUCUCUGGAGGUUGGAGAAUGAGGCUGGCACUGGCGCGUGCUCUGUUCUGUGAGCCGGACUUGCUGUUGCUCGAUGAACCGUCGAACAUGUUGGAUGUCCCAUCCAUUACGUUCUUAUCCAAUUACUUGCAGGGAUACCCCAGCACUGUCCUUGUGGUAUCUCACGACCGUGCUUUCCUUAACGAAGUCGCAACCGAUAUCAUCCACCAGCACUCAGAGCGGUUGGACUACUAUAGAGGAGCUAACUUUGAUUCCUUCUACGCUACGAAAGAAGAGCGGAGGAAGACUGCAAAGCGCGAAUAUGAGAAGCAAAUGGCAGAGAGAGCACAUCUUCAAGCGUUCAUCGAUAAAUUCAGAUAUAACGCCGCCAAGUCCUCUGAGGCGCAGUCGAGAAUCAAGAAACUCGAGAGGAUGCCUGUGCUUCAGCCUCCCGAGAGCGAAUACACCGUGCAUUUCAAGUUCCCAGAGGUCGAGAAACUAUCGCCGCCCAUCGUCCAGAUGUCCGGUGUUUCCUUCGGAUAUACCCCUGAUCGGCCUCUGCUUAAGAACGUCGAUCUCGAUGUCCAACUGGAUUCCCGUAUCGGUAUUGUUGGACCGAACGGAGCUGGUAAGACAACUGUUCUCAAACUGCUGAUCGGCCAGCUACAGCCGUCCAGCGGCACGAUAUCUCAGAAUCCCCGACUGCGCAUUGGCUUCUUUGCUCAGCACCACGUUGAUGCAUUGGAUCUUACGGCAAGUGCGGUCGGUUUCAUGGCGAAAACCUAUCCUGGUAAGACGGAUGAGGAAUACCGGAGACAUUUGGGAGCAUUCGGUAUUACCGGUAUGACUGGUCUCCAGCGAAUGGAGCUUCUGUCCGGAGGUCAGAAGUCCCGUGUAGCAUUCGCUUGUAUCUCUUUGACCAACCCGCACAUCCUCGUUAUGGACGAGCCUUCUAACCACCUGGAUAUCGAAGCCAUGGACGCGUUGUCAGACGCUUUGCGGAACUUCCAGGGAGGUGUCCUGAUGGUCUCCCACGACGUGACAUUGCUGCAGAAUGUCUGCACCAGUCUGUGGGUCUGUGACAAGGGCACCGUGGAGAAGUUUGACGGAGAUGUCAAUGCUUAUAAGAAGAAGAUCACUUCACAAGCAAACGAGGCUGGUGUGGUGGCAGCUCACUAA
Paecilomyces variotii is the source of this 2262-nucleotide messenger RNA. RefSeq names its product putative translation initiation regulator. Lineage: Eukaryota; Fungi; Ascomycota; Eurotiomycetes; Eurotiales; Thermoascaceae. The record is from RefSeq and is a predicted model, not a curated record. The transcript has 8 exons. Gene Ontology annotation, molecular function: ATP hydrolysis activity; ATP binding. Bases 1 to 2262 code for a protein of 753 amino acids.